AUGGCAUCUGCAAAUCCCACUGCCUCCAUCGCUGAUACUAAUAACAAAGAAGAUGAAGUACAGGCACACCGAAGAGGCGCUGAGGAAGAAAACUCAUCUGAUACUCCUCGUAAGCGAGCAAAAAAAGGUAACAAGAAUGAAGCCUUUGAUCCAGUGGAGAAAAAACAGCUGAAGAAAUAUGAUACUUGGGAAUCACAUGCAAGGAAGAUUCUCCGCAGCACAAAUGGCAAAUUGUUUGAAGAUUUACCUCCAGAUGACAUGCAAAAAGAAAUUAAGUAUCUCAGGAGACGUUUGACCACCUUGAAGGAAAAUACUUCCUUGGACCCCAUACGCAUUGGGCUUCUUGGAAGAACAGGGGCAGGGAAGACCUCCCUGCUGAAUGCGAUUCUAGGGAAGAAUCUGUUCCUGCCAGUGUCUGGGAGCAGUGUUUGCACUUCAUGUGUGGUACAAGUGAUCACAAGCAGGGCUGACCAGUAUGAAGCCACCAUUCACCUUCUCACAGAUGAUGACUGGAAAGAAGAACUGAAGAAUCUUGUGGAGGUUUUGAGCCAGAAUGGGGAUGAUGAAGAUGAUGACGAUGAUGAUGAAUGUGUGAAGGAUGCCACUGAAAAGCUCCAUGCUCUUUAUGGAAAGGGAGCUGAACAAAAGGACUAUGAAGCCUUGUUGAAGACCAAGCUGCAGGUUUCUGUUCCUUCCAGGAGAAUCAUUCCCAUCAAGGCACAGGAGGCUGAGGAGUUCUCCAUCAAACUGAAUCCUUACAUCCGUGUUCGGGAUGAAGGCGCUGGUAGGCUUUGGCCGCUGAUCAAGUAUGUGGAAGUGACUAUUCCAGGGUCAGAUUUCCUUCCAGAAGGCAUCAUAUUUUUGAAUAUUCCUGGUACAGGAGACUUCAACAGCAAAAGGGAUAAAAUGUGGAAACAGAGUAUUAAUAAAUGUUCAGUCAUCUGGAUUGUCAGUGACAUUGAGCGCGUUGAAGGAGAGAAGAUCCAGGCCAAGUUACUGGAAGAAAGCAUCAAGGCCUUCCCAGGAGGGAUCUGUACUGACAUUGCCUUGGUGGUCACCAAAUCAGAUAAAAUGAAUCUUGAAGAAUACAGAAGGUAUUUGCAAAGAUCCUUGAUGCAGAAACAGAUUAAUAAUGAGCACGACGCCAUUUUAGAGAGGAACCAAGAUGUGAAGAACAAGAAGGAGAAAAUCAUUAAGGACAAGCUGAAGAGAAAGCUGCCACCUGAUGCAGAAGUCCUUCAGAACCCCAAAUUGGUUUAUACAGUCAGUGCCCAAGAAUUCUGGGCGUCAAGGCACCUCAGUCAAGAUGAAACAGAGAUACCAGAGCUGAGGAAGUACCUCAGGAUGAUCUAUCUGAAGAAGAAGCAGAAACUGGUGGCAAAUUAUGUGACUGAAGUAUGGAGUGUUCUCAUGCUGGCUAAAAAUUUUGGUUCCACGCCACAACAUGAGGACCGGGUGUUUCAGAACAGUGGUGUGCAAGAAUUAAUAAAGAAGGAUGUCGAUUAUCUGGAGAGGCAACUUCAGAGAUGUUUUGACGAGAUAAAGCAGCCUCUCUGUGAUGGUGUGAAGGAAGCCAGGAAGAGCUAUAAGAAUACCAUCACGAAGCUGCUCACAAGAGAUGAAGGAUACCGAGGUUAUCACAGGACCCUGAAAGCGGUGUGCUUGAAGGAGGGUGUAUAUGCCUCUAAGAGCUUUCCACGCAUCGAUUUCAAUGAAAGCUUUGCCAUGCCUAUCUAUGAUAAAGUUAAUGGCAUUUUUGGAAGUAUCUUCAGGAUCCAAAAGGCCACCAGAUCCAGUCUGUGGUCUCGCCUGGAAAUGUUUAAAAAUGAGGUGCAGAGCAAGAUACGCCAGACUGGAGAAGACAACCACCUGCCAAAUAACAACAGGAAGAUUGAAAUGUUCAUUCAAGAAGCAAACGUAAUCCUGAAAAAACUGGAAAACAAUACUGUCCAGGCAAAGUUCAAUAUCUAUCAGAGUAUUCGUGAGUCCAUCCAACAUGAUCUCAAGCCCCACUAUAAAGAGGCCUCAAGAGUUAAAGGUCAUGGAAGUUGUGAGCAGAUGAAGAGAAUCUUAAGGGCAGGCAUUGAGAAUGAGGUAAACAAUCAGAUGUUUGAGAAGGCCAAAUCCCAGAUGGAGAGCCGCUUCCACAAACUGAAGGAAGAAAUCUUGCUGAACCUGAAGGAACAAAUAUCCAUUGUAUUCAAUCUGGUCUUCUUGCAACAGGAUCGGGUUCCUGUGCACUUGGCAGAUAUUGAUAAUGCAUGCAGUGAGAUCGACAUCUAUUACCAGUUGCAAAAGGAUCAAUAA
This is a messenger RNA of Euleptes europaea (tarantolino), 2307 nucleotides long. It is a transcript of the gene NUGGC, whose product is annotated as nuclear GTPase, germinal center associated. The record is from RefSeq and is a predicted model, not a curated record. Gene Ontology annotation, molecular function: GTPase activity. The coding region runs from base 1 to 2307 and encodes 768 amino acids. The transcript has 17 exons. Lineage: Eukaryota; Metazoa; Chordata; Lepidosauria; Squamata; Sphaerodactylidae.